AUGGCACCGAAAGGAAAUUCAUCGUCCGGGAAAAAAGGGUCAACCACAACAAAGCGGAAUAACGGUGGUUCAUCCAAACGAUCACGGUCAUCAUCGGCGGAUUCAAAUGGUAGUUCUCGUAGUCUGCGAAUUCAAAAAUUAAAACGAGCAGCCGCAAAGAUUGCAACUCAUGUAUUAGUGAAAGGCGACAAUGGCAAUUAUUAUACGUUGGAUCAAAAAUCUAGUCUGAACGAUGGAGAUAUGCGUCCGAUUGUUCUUCUUCAACCAAGAUUACCAUCAAUUCAUUCGUUUUGGGGUACGAAAGCAUCGGAACCGGUAUCGAAGAUGGAAAUAAAAAUCAACGGUUCACAAGCUGCAGAUGAACAUUUACCGAAUAUUGGUGAUUUGAUGAACGCUAAUAUGAGUAGUGAUGAACGAAUAAAACAAGGGAGAAAAGUGUUAUCAGCCAUAGUCAAUCGUCAGUCUGACUCGAAAAAACCAGCAUCAACCACGCCGUUGUCGUCUAGCAGAAAAUCGUUGCCAUCUACAAAUACAGAUUUAUUACCACGUACUCCACCAGCAUCAAAUAAAGCAACGUCGUCUUUAUCAAGUGUAAAAUUACCGUCUCCUCACACAGAUCGUCAAGUAACAAUAGGUAAAAAUGAAAAAUUGCCAACAAAAUCAACAAUAACUAUCGGUGAUGACCAACAAAGUGAUGACGAUGAAUAUCAGGAAGAAGACCAAAAGGUGUUGAAUGCAGAAAAGUCAUUUUCAGUGGUUAAAAAAUAUAAUCGACUAUUGGCUGAAUAUAACACUCUACGACAGUCGUACAAUAGACUGUCAGAAAUGUUUUCUGACUUAAAACAGUCGACAAUUAAAAAACCACCAAUUGAAGUGCAACAAUGGAUAAUAAAUAUGGGCAAACUAUGGUCUCAUCCACCGAUUGUUACAUCGGCUUCACUUGUACCAAUAGCACGUAAACUUGGUUUUGCUGAAGGAAAACAAAAGGAUUUGUUAAAAUUGAAAGGUGUAUCAAUCGCUGAUUCGGCCAGAAAAAUUUUACGAAGUUUAUACCCACGUGAUGCACUUGCUGAUAUGAAUGCAAAAAAAUUGCCUUCACAUUAUCGUCAAGCGGUUCAUGAAUUUAUCAGACUGAUGCAUCCAGACGAAUAUCAACCACCGGGAACAGUGAACGAAUAUAUCAACAAUUUAUUUCGCACAGAAAAGCGAGACAAAUCAAAGAGCAUUCAACGGAAUCAGCGAUUAUGUACACAAUCGUCGUCAACUACUUCAUCUGCCGAUUUAAAUACACGGACGAAUUUGUCAACACCACCAGCACCACAUGAUGAGACAUCGAAUCCAGAGAAAGAAAAUAAUACUGAACAUCAAACAGUAGAUGGGCAAAACCCUGAGAAUUUCCCAAAAAACGAUGAUCAAGACGAGACUGAUGAUGAUGACAAAAGUGACGAAGAAAGUUUCGCCCUCCAAAUAGCCUAA
Didymodactylos carnosus is the source of this 1476-nucleotide messenger RNA. The record is from the annotation of a GenBank genome assembly. NCBI's taxonomy places the organism in Eukaryota, Metazoa, Rotifera, Eurotatoria, Philodinida, Philodinidae.